Molecule: messenger RNA, 3525 nt
Organism: Ooceraea biroi (clonal raider ant)
Lineage: Eukaryota; Metazoa; Arthropoda; Insecta; Hymenoptera; Formicidae
Product: golgin subfamily A member 7
Biological process (GO): peptidyl-L-cysteine S-palmitoylation; protein targeting to membrane
Cellular component (GO): palmitoyltransferase complex
Source: RefSeq, a predicted model, not a curated record
CUUCGCGAUUCUCUCGGCGAGUCAUCGUCGCGCCGUUUCGCGCACGAGAAAUCGGGGGCAGUUCUGUGCGCCACGACGGAGGUUGAGCCCAUCUUUCGUCGGAAGCGUACAGCAUACCACCGGCAAGACGAAGCUCAAAAUGCCACUGGGCAAUCAUGCUGCCCUCACUCCGCUGGAAGACAUGUCCGCGGGACGAGGGCAGGCAGGUGGAGGGCCUCCACAGAACUGUCAAAAAGUCUUUAUACAACGUGAUUACAGCGAAGGUACAAUGGUCAAGUUCCAAACUCGGUUUCCGACAGAACUGGAAAGUAGAUUGGACCGACAGUUGUUCGAGUACACUAUCAAUCAACUGAACAACUAUUUCGUGGAAGCGGAGCGUGCCAGCUGUUCCACUUACUGCGAGAGCUGUUUGUACUGUCUCACAGGUUAUCUAAUAAGCAUAUGCACGGAAACGCACUACGAAAAGUGUCUGCGCAAGGUCGCGAAAUUCGUCAGUGAGCAGAACGAUCGUGUGUACAAGCCGCGCGGCCUCCUACUGACAGACCCAACGACCCGCGGCCUCAGGCUAAUAGAGAUCUCGGUACUGGACAGACCUGCGUCGUGACUGCAUAUUAGCCGAUCCAGAGAGUUCUUCAUGUGACCCUCCACGCAGCACUCCGGACAUUACCUCGCUAGAAUUACGGACAUGCGCGUGCUCAUAAGUGCUUGCCGACACGAUCACGGAGUAUACCGGCUAGUUUGAGCCAGUUUCGUAAGGCGCGGCAAUCCUGCAGCGCCUAAAGAAACCAAAUCUUCAUCAGAGAUGAGAUGAUAUCUGAAUCUGGGCCGCCAAACUGCUCAGGUGCAUCUUGCGGGUUUGAUCUUGCCGAAUGCGUGCGCGAUGGAGCCCGGAACUUUCUUGCUGUUGCUGGGUCGAGCCUCGUACUUAGUUCUAAAACAAAGUCAACGUAGAUUAGACUGAGAUUCGCCAGAAAAAAAGGGACGUGUACUGCGAGAGGAGGAGAAUGUACAUGCGGAAAUUUCGCUGUCGCCGUAGAUUCAUCUGUCAGUCGAUCUAGUUACGGUACAAGCUCACGGAAGGUUGGCCUAAUCGCGGCAAGGGAGUCCCGUGUCCGUUGACGUUCGCGAUGGUGACGCUCUCGAUCCUAAGUGGCAGCUUCUACAUUCGCGAGGAAGAGCGUGCGUCGAAGCGCGCGUGGAUGUCUAACGAAGCCGUGGUACUUGGUAAUAAGUUUCAAUUUUCUAUAUAUAUGCGUACAGAACAUAUAACAUACGAAAGUAUAUGAAAUAUGCGCGACGAAUCGAGGUGCGGAAAGAAGGGAGGAGACGAGCGUAGCUUCAUCGUUUGCAGUUUUUACCGAUGAACGAGGCGGUUCAGUUCUGUGCGGUACGAGUCGCUACGUUGAUUCGCCGCGUAUACGAUACACACGGGGUCUACAUAUUUUUUUACCGUUUAUUUACGACUUUGUCAUAUCAUCUGCAUUUAAUUAACGAGACGUGAGUGAAAUGCGUGUCUGCGUGAAUUAAUCUAACGAAGCUAACAUUCGAGUUUUUAGUGUCUUGGCGCGUAUUUUUUGGCGAUCGAGAGAACUAAAGGAGAGCUAAAUCAAUAACGUGUGUGGUGCAACUUGGAUUUACGUAAGUUUCGUUUUCAGUGAGUGCAUUCGACGAAUGAUUUUACGUUUCUUUCAUCUUCCGCGACGUAUCUUCCAUUGCGCUUGUGUUUCCACGCGCAAAAAACAAGCACCAAUUUUAUUUCGCAUACGUACGUACACCGGACGGGGGUGUCUUAUUCGUCGCGCGGGUAGAUGCCUCUCGAUAGCGAAGGCGAAUUGAUGAAUUCGAUUGAAAAAUCACUGGCGCAAACGAACUGCUCGUUGCGCUAAAGAAAUCUGUGGAUUGGCUAAAACAAAACUUGUAUAAAAGCGGUGAAUUAACAAAAAAAAGUAGAAUAUGUUUAAUCGAUCGGCAUUGUGAUCAAGGAUAAACCAAACACCAUUUGCGAUGCAGCGCGAGACUUUGCACGCCGCUUUAAUCGACUUUCCGAACCGAUACUCGAAUUCGACACCCGUUGAGGCGCCGUCGCCGCUAGUCUUAGUUUGCGAGUACUCGAUAUACCGCUCGCGACUACGUCAAACGUCUUCUAUUCCAUUCUUGUGAAUUAGUUAGUAAAUGACAAUGAUCUCAAACGAUACAACGACGUAACACCACAUCUAGUUUUUACUUUCUCUUAUGCACUUUGGGAGCCUAAGGUACCACCGCACCGCAAUUAAUAUUAACAGAAACAAUAUUUUUGGCGCAACUUCUUACUUUUCUCUUUCUCUUUCUCUCUCUUUCUGUAUCUCUGUCUCUCUGUCUCUCUUUCUUCCUCUUUUUUUACCAGGUACAUCUAAGCAAACGUCGAAUCAGAUUAUUUUCGAUAAAUUCGACUUCCGAUGCGAUGUAAAUUUUACGUGCUCAUCGGAAUAAAUAUAAUAUAUAAUAUAAUAAUAUAAAGAUUAACACAUUCGUAACCGGCAACUUAGUUUUACGUCAUUUCAAAAUCUAUAACUGAUUGCCGUUGACGUAGUUCUACGAUAUCUUUUUUCGUAUUUACAACGAGUUACGUACAUUUUACAAUGACUAAGAUUGCAUCUUUAGAUUGCUUUUUCAGUUUUAACAUUUCCAUAUUUAAAUUUUCAAUUUUUUCAACUUGCAUUUCUAACAUCUAAAUUUUUUUGACUGCGAAACAACAAGUAGUUAUAAGCUGAUAUGAUAAAACAAUAGUUUUUAUAUUCAUUCCCAUUUUAAUAGCAGAACCUUGCGGUGUUCAGCUACAGUUUUGGAAAUUGUAGGCGGCGUCCAGCUAAGGCUCUCGCGUCAGAACCGCCGGGCGCGAAUGUGUUAAUAUACACGAGUGGAUAAUAAUUUAUCGUGACUAUGGUCGGAAUUUGAGCUUACCGAAAUUGAUAUCGAUCGCGCUUGUUAAUUUAGCGCGUACUUUACCGCGGCAUCGCAUACAAUGGCGAACGAUCUCUCUCGUUCUUGGUCACAAUGUGCGUGGAGCCUGUCCGACGUUGUAAUGCGACGUUGAUGAAAGAAUCUUGCCAAAUAAGCGUGUCACUGCCUCGGUGUACGACUUUCUGGCACGAACGAGAAAGUCUCGUACGAGCUAGAGAACAUCGAAGAGAGAUGAUUGAAGGGAUCCCCGAUUUCCAGACGGAAGAGAUAUAUCCGGAAACGGGAAGCGAGAGGAAGGGAAUUUCCUAACUGUGGAAAGUUUUCGUUAACUAAUUCUUUUGGACGUCGCAAUAUUACGUGCAUUAGGCUCUGAUUGCAUGCAACACGCAUGUUUGCAUACGAUGUAUAUAUAGCGAAUUAAUCGUCGAACAUAAAAAGAAUAUAAAAGAAGCAGAAGGAAAUCGUUUGUUAUACUUAAUUUAAUUAGUAGGACCAAUAUUGGAUUGAUGAUUCGUAAUUGUAAAGGACACCAUCGUACGAGUGUAAUUUCUAAAUGUUUUAAUAAUAAAAAGCGAUGUAAAUGUA